Molecule: messenger RNA, 330 nt
Organism: Cercopithifilaria johnstoni
Lineage: Eukaryota; Metazoa; Nematoda; Chromadorea; Rhabditida; Onchocercidae
Source: the annotation of a GenBank genome assembly
AUGAUGGAAUUUGAUGCUGGAUGGGAUAAAGAACCAACAUUGAAAAAUUGGAAAUCAUUUUUUGUGAACAACACCAUUAGUUUUUGUGCUGCAAGUACACUAAUUGGUUGUUAUCCGUAUAUCAAAUAUCAUUGCACGAAAGGACCGUGGGAGGAUUUCAGCAUCGAAAAUCGUUUUUAUAAAUUUAUUACAGUUUUGAAUUGUGGAUUGCCUUGUCUGCUGUACGGAUUAGCGGCACGAACUUUUAUCCGGCAUACUGAUUAUAUUGUGGACAAAAAUACGGGUCAGAAAGUUGCAAUCAAAUUUUUGCUUAAAGAACUUCACAGUUAA